GGACAAUAGAAUUCUCUACCUACUUCGCUGGCUGCGCACACUUCUCAUUACUGAACGGAAGAGAAUAGAUUUCAGGACAUUUUUUUUAUUCCCCGAAAUAAGCACAAGUAAUCAAGAUACUUAUGACACUUGUUACGACAAAAUCUCACUUCCGCUAUGGAACCGUGUUGGCAAUUCCACUCGAUCUGACACAUGUCAGAUAUCUUGAUAAUCAUACAAGGAUGCUAGCAAAAGUGCUGUCAAUGAAGAAUAGAUGAAUGGAAGAAACACUUUCUUUAACAGACGGAGCAUUCGAACAGGCAAAGCUGUCAAAAGUCAAGCAGACAGCUUUUGCGAUAAGACUUUAAAUAAGUUUACAUUUAAUAAUAUGCUGUUCAUAAAGUUUGCUGUUUGCACUUGACAUAUGAAAAUGCCAACAACUUCUGAUUACUUAGCUGACAAUUUAUAUUUGACAGCAAAACUGGGAACCGUUUCCUUUUUUCCACAGCAAUUGGACACCUCUUACGAAGCUGAGGUGAUUGGACAGAACAGAGGCGCACAAACGGCAGGAUGUGUGACCUUCAUCAAUCAGCAGUCGUCGUAUGGCUGAGCAAAAAAAAAAAACACAUAGAGGCACAUGCAAACGUAGAGACGACGUCAAAGGCUGUGAGUGGGCUACAAGUGUUGAUAGGUUGACGAGAUUGUUUGCUUUAAAACCAGCUGUGUUUGCAUGUAAUGUGUGAAAAUUACAAAAUUGCCAAAGAUUGUCUAAGUAAAUACGAUGGAACAGAUAGUAAUUCGCAAAACGAAAAUGUUGUAUGAAAUCGAAAUAAAAAAUAUUCGACCAAAAUUUGCCGCCCUAGGCUACAGCUUACUCAGCUUGCUGAUAAAUCCUCCGCUGACAACAGUACAGAUAAGACCUAAGCUUAUAAGCCUACAGAUGAUGAUGCUUAUAAUAAAUUCACCCUGUAUUCUAAAAUUGUCAACAGAUACAUGAGUAGAGAAGUAAAUUUCACAUUUAGACAAUGGAUAAUAUUUAGUACGCAUCAAAAGACAACAGCUGUGACCCAAAUUGCUUAAAAAUUAACCUAUGCAGUGAAAUCUGGAAAAAUACCUUCAUAAAUAGGAGUCGAGCCGCAGUAAACCGAUGCAUUCUUUAAAGUAAAUUCAAAAUGAAGACACAGUUUUUAGUUCUAACUUUCUUAGUGUUUUAUCUACUCGCCAAUGAAGCCUGCAACACGGACCAGGACCGUGCGAUUUGUGUGAGCAUGCUUAGGCGCUGUCAGGAGACCGAAGGCAGCAGACCCACUUCAAACCCAGAAGAGAGCUUGACCGCAUUCAACACUCAGUGCCGAGCCCGAGUUGGUACCAGCUGGCGCGAUGUAUCUCGCUGUGAUUUAGUGCGGGCAAUCUGUGAACUUACUAUUGUGCGUUGCCAGAAGGUCACUUGUAGCAGUGUUCAGACGCUCAUUUAGUAGAACUUACGCAACAUGAAGACUAUCCCAUGAUUUUAAUUUUGAAGCAUUUUACAAGCGAGGUUAAUGUUUUUCUCCUUUAAUUCCAUGUAAUAAAAAUUUGUUUUUUUACUUCAA
Bactrocera oleae (olive fruit fly) is the source of this 1571-nucleotide messenger RNA. NCBI's taxonomy places the organism in Eukaryota, Metazoa, Arthropoda, Insecta, Diptera, Tephritidae. The record is from RefSeq and is a predicted model, not a curated record.